CCCCCGCAGAAAGCGGUGGCAGGCGAGCGCAGGGAGCGUGUUCUCUGCCGGCUGCGAGGCUCGGCUGCUGUCCCUGCAGUGCGGUGGCCUCCAGCCUCGCUUAGGCUCUCUGCCGCCGCAGGCGCCGCGCACACCCCUGCUGCCCCAGACGGGCCGGGGAGCGGAUGGGAAUCGCACCCUUCCCUCUGCCCUGCUAGGAAAUCUCUACGCCCCCUCUCCGACUCUUCAGGGUAACUACCUCUCAUCACCUUCCCCGGCACCAGGAAGCCCUGAACCCCUGAAUUCCAUUUUCAGGGUCCACUCUCCGGGCCCCUGACCUUUCUUAUCUACUCCGAGGCAACUCCGUUGGAUCCCUCCAUCGCCAGUUCUUUCACUUUUUUGUUGCGUCCUGGUGGUGGGCAUCUCCCUCCGAGAGGGAAGCAUGGGAGCCCCAAGGGUCCAGGUGCCUCGGGAGGCCCAGACUGGAAGACAAGCCGCCCUCCCUCAUUCCUCAGCUUCUGUGUAAUCAGCUGCCCUUUUGGAAACUGGGCAGGGGUUGUGGCUGGAUGCCGGUGUCACUGACUUGUCUUCAGCAUACCAUGCGGAAGUAACAUGUUCCCAGCAUUGGAAACAGAACUAAAGCAGGAGACUCUUCCUGAUCCCUAUGAAGACUUUAUGUACCAUCAUCUUCAAUACUAUGGCUACUUUAAAGCUCAGAGAGGCAGUUUACCAAACUCAGCCACGCACCAGCAUGUUUGGAAGAAUAAUCCUCGCUACCUGCUGAGUGGCUCUUUUGGGGAAAGAGAGGAUGUGAUACCAGAUCCGCUGCAAAAGGAGAAGCUACUCUGGCCCACCUGUCUAUGUUCAACGGUGCACAGACAGUUAGAGGCUGUGAGCAGAGAUUCCCUCAUGCUUGGUUCACCACUUCUUAAGAGCAGACAACUUCUUCAUGAUGAAUUUGGUGAAGUAAACCCAUGUCUUCGAGAACCCCGAGAUCUCUUUGCUGCCUUCUCCAGCAGUGGGCCCCUGCAGGCUCCCAGGUGGCCAAUAGAAUGUGAGGUCAUCAAGGAAAACCUUCAUCAUAUUGAGUGGGUUCCACCUCAACCAGAAUAUUUCUAUCAACCUACAGGAAAUGAAAAGUUACCAGAAAUUGUAGGAGAAGAAAAAGGCACAGUUGUCUAUCAAUUAGAUUCAGUGCCCACUGAAGGUUCCUAUUUCACCAGUUCCAGAGUGGGAGGUAAGCGAGGGAUUAUCAGGGAGCUUGCUGUCACGCUGCAGGGACCCGAGGAUAAUACUCUCCUGUUUGAGUCAAGGUUUGAGAGCGGGAAUCUGCAAAAAGCUGUCAGAGUAGAUACCUAUGAGUAUGAACUCACCUUGCGAACUGACCUCUACACAAACAAACACACUCAGUGGUUUUAUUUUCGUGUUCAGAACACUAGAAAAGAUGCCACCUACCGCUUCACCAUCGUCAACUUGCUCAAACCCAAGAGUCUUUACACUAUAGGGAUGAAGCCACUCAUGUACUCCCAGUUGGAUGCCAGCACCCACAACAUUGGCUGGAGGAGAGAAGGGAAUGAAAUCAGGUACUAUAAGAACAACAGGGAUGAUGGACAGCAGCUCUUUUACUGUCUCACAUGGACCAUUCAGUUUCCACACGACCAGGACACUUGCUUCUUUGCACACUUCUACCCAUAUACGUACACUGACUUGCAAUGCUACCUGCUGUCAGUGGCGAACAACCCCGUCCAGUCUCAGUUCUGCAAACUCCGAACUUUAUGCAGGAGCCUAGCAGGAAAUACUGUAUACCUGCUCACCAUCACCAACCCAGCCCGGACCCCGCAGGAGGCAGCUGCCAAGAAAGCCGUGGUCUUGAGCGCCCGCGUCCACCCCGGAGAAAGUAAUGGCUCGUGGAUCAUGAAGGGCUUUUUGGACUUCAUCCUUAGCAACUCUCCAGAUGCCCAGCUCCUCAGAGAUAUCUUCGUCUUCAAAGUGGUUCCUAUGUUAAAUCCAGAUGGAGUGAUCGUGGGGAAUUACCGGUGUUCACUGGCGGGACGGGACUUGAACAGGCAUUAUAAAACCAUUCUGAAGGAGUCUUUCCCUUGCAUCUGGUACACCAGGAACAUGAUCAAAAGGCUUCUGGAAGAAAGGGAGGUUCUCUUGUAUUGUGAUUUCCAUGGCCACAGCCGCAAAAAUAAUAUCUUCUUGUAUGGCUGUAAUAGCAACGAUCGCAAGUACUGGCUUCACGAGCGCGUCUUUCCUUUAAUGUUAAGCAAAAAUGCACCAGACAAGUUCUCUUUUCAUAGCUGUAACUUUAAGGUGCAAAAGUGCAAGGAAGGAACGGGCCGAGUUGUGAUGUGGCGCAUGGGGAUCCUCAACAGCUACACCAUGGAGUCUACCUUUGGGGGGUCCACCCUGGGCCAUAAAAGAGAUACUCACUUUACCACUGAGGAUCUAAAGUCUCUAGGUUACCAUGUUUGUGACACCCUUCUGGAUUUCUGUGAUCCUGACCGAACCAAGUUCAUGCAGUGUUUAGCAGAGCUUAAAGAGCUCUUACAACAGGAGAUCCAUAAGAAAUUCAAUGAACUUGGACAAGAUAUGGAUUUAGAAGGAAGUUGGAGUGACAUCUCUUUGUCUGACAUUGAAUCCAGCACCAGUGGUUCUGACAGUUCCCUCUCAGACGGUCUCCCUCUUCACCUACUGAACAUAGCACAUGAGGUGAAUCAAAAGAAGAAGAUGUAUAAGAAGAAAAAAAAGAAGCCACUUCAGACGAGGAAACAGCGAAAUGAACAGUAUCAGAAAAAUAAUUUGAUGAGGGAGUUAAAGUUAAUGGAAGAUGUCCCGGAAAGGGCAGGGUUUGCUUCUACUCUGCAAAAACAGCCUACCUUUUUCAGAAAUUCAGAGAAUGCCAGUUCUUCCACGAUGCGAAAUGACAAACCAAGGUUGAAUGAGCUACGUGGGAGAGACAAGGGCACCUCCCUGGACCCAUCAAAAAUGGCCUCCUUGAUCCUGACGAAGAAUAAAGAGAGAAUGCAGACAGAGAAGCCAGGAUUCAUAGUGUCAUGCUCUCCAAAGAGAAGCACAAAUCCCAGCCAAGAGCCGGUUCCAGAUAUGAAGCCAAACUGGUCCAGGAACAGAUAUCCUGCCACAAGGAGAGGCCGCACCACCAUGACGGUGUACCCAUUCUUGCACAUAUACACAUACCCGUAGGCUGCCGUGUUUUGGGUCAGACACAUUCUGUAAUGAGGGGAGUUGUAUGAUUGGGAGCUACGUUCACUUGCGGUGUACUGUGUUGUGUGUUCAUCGUGCACUGACCUUACACUGUGUGCUCACAUUGCGUGCAAGCCCUCACGAUACAUACCUCAUGAAUUAGAUUACUUUUUUUCACAAAGUAAAAUUUUAUUAUGAUGUAUAGAAAAGCUUCCUUUGUCAGAAAUUGAAGUGUGUGCUCCUGAACCUAGAGCCCAGAUAUACAUUUUAACCAGUAGACAUUCUCUCUAAAAUUAUGUGCAAAUCAAUUUUAAGAGUUCAAAUUCUAUUUUAAACAUAUUCUGGGAGUGUGCUUUGUUCAAAAAAAGUCUUCUGUCAAAGCUUUCUAGCAAUGAAUGGUCAAUGAUUUCUCAGGUUUGCUCAUGCUAAGGUGUUACCACAUAGAGAAAACAAUUCAUGUAUUAGCCGGAGUUUAGUAUGACAUAUAUUAUGUUCAACACGGUUACGUACAUUUUUUAACCCACUGAUUAAAAUUCUUUCUCUC
Messenger RNA from Zalophus californianus (California sea lion), 3730 nucleotides. It is a transcript of the gene AGBL2, whose product is annotated as ATP/GTP binding protein like 2. Bases 592 to 3186 code for a protein of 864 amino acids. Gene Ontology annotation, molecular function: metallocarboxypeptidase activity; zinc ion binding. Gene Ontology annotation, biological process: proteolysis. The record is from RefSeq and is a predicted model, not a curated record. The transcript is spliced from 18 exons. NCBI's taxonomy places the organism in Eukaryota, Metazoa, Chordata, Mammalia, Carnivora, Otariidae.